Molecule: messenger RNA, 624 nt
Organism: Oncorhynchus masou masou (cherry salmon)
Lineage: Eukaryota; Metazoa; Chordata; Actinopteri; Salmoniformes; Salmonidae
Product: short transient receptor potential channel 4-associated protein-like
Exons: 6
Coding region: 1-624 (207 amino acids)
Biological process (GO): ubiquitin-dependent protein catabolic process
Cellular component (GO): Cul4A-RING E3 ubiquitin ligase complex
Molecular function (GO): phosphatase binding
Source: RefSeq, a predicted model, not a curated record
AUGAUAGUUGGUGAUGUGGACACCAAGGAACUUGAAACUCUCGACCUGCUCCACUACAGCCCCGUCGAUGUUAAUUUCCAGACAUUUAUGACCCAGAUCAACAGCUCUCUGGCGGACUCCAACAUGCUGGUGCGCUGUAUCAUCCUGUCCCUGGAUCGCUUUGUGAGCGUUGUGGAGGUGCUGUCAGAGUGCAGUCUGCUGUCCUACAUGGCCCGCGUGGAGAACAGACAGGCCUUCCUCUUCAGACUCGUCAACGUCAUCAAUGUGCAGAUACUCACCCAGGAGAAUGUGAGCUGUCUGAACACCAGCCUGGUGGUGUUGAUGCUGGCCAGGAGGCGGGACAAACUGGCCUUCUGUCUCAACGCCCUGAGGGAGGAGGAGUACGCUGAGAAAUACCCCGGCUGCCUGCUCAACAACUUACACAACCUGCUGCGCUUCUGGCAGCGCCACUACCUCAACCAGGACAAGGACAGCACCUGUCUGGAGAACAGUUCCUGUAUAUCAUUUACCUACUGGAAGGAGACUGUGUCAGUUCUGUUGGACUCAGACCCGACUUCCCUAUGUGCCAUAGCCAGCUACAUCGAGGCCUACAUGGAUCUGGGCAGAGACUUUCUGGAAGUUUAA